UCUCUGCACCUCAAGGAUAACAUUUCUGUCCUUUUGAUUGGCUGCCUCGCUGCUGCAAGAUUCUAACCGUCUUAUUUUGAUGAUGAAUAUGAAGGCGCGCUAAGCCGGGCUGGAGCCGUGUGUCUCCGCCGCUGUGCUCCAUUCAGAGCUCCUUCCGCUGCCUUCCUGUGCCAACCACCCCCAAAAGUUGGGAUGCUUUUCUUUACCCAGUGCUUUGGGGCUGUGUUGGAUCUCAUUCACCUCCGGUUUCAGCACUACAAGGCGAAACGGGUUUUCUCUGCUGCUGGGCAACUUGUCUGUGUGGUUAACCCCACACACAACCUAAAGUAUGUGUCCGGCAGACGGGCCAUCACUCAGAACUCCACAGAGCAAGGUAGCUUCCACCCUCUCCAUCUUCCCCACCACCACCAUCGCCACCACCGUCACCACAGCCGCCUGUGCCACCAUGCCCGCCCGCGCCACCUCCACCACCAGGAGGCAGGGCUGCACAGCGCUCAGGUGACAGCCUGCCUAUGCCCCCUCUUCUCCUGCCAGUGGGAAGGUCACCUGGAGGUGGUGGUGCCUCACCUGCGGCAGAUCCACAGGAUUGACAUCCUGCAAGGGGCCGAGAUCGUCUUCCUGGCCACGGACAUGCACCUCCCCGCGCCAGCCGACUGGAUCAUCUUGCACUCUUGCCUGGGCCACCACUUCCUGCUGGUGCUCAGGAAACAGGAACGGCACGCAGGGCACCCUCAGUUCUUCGCAACCAUGAUGCUGAUCGGGACCCCCACCCAGGCCGACUGCUUCACCUAUCGCCUGGAGCUCAACAGAAACCACAGGCGUCUCAAAUGGGAGGCCACCCCGAGAUCUGUCCUGGAGUGUGUGGACUCCGUCAUCACGGAUGGGGACUGCCUGGUUCUCAACACCUCGCUGGCUCAGCUCUUCUCUGACAAUGGCAGCCUCGCCAUCGGAAUCGCCAUCACCGCAACCGAGGUCGGCGCCACGGAUGCCGAGAUGUGAUGCCGAGAUGUGAGACCAGGAGCCGCUGGAUAUUCCCACUGCCUGUGCACCUUGAACCUCCAGCUGUCAGGACCUUCUUAUUCCCCUUCCUUCCCUCCUUCUUUUCUUUCUUUUUCCUCUCAGGUAAUUUGUGGUAUUAGUUUUCAUCUGCCCACGGGCAUUAUGUUAUGUAAACAUCUGUGAUUCAAGAUCUUGGUGUGAAAUCUGUCUUGUGUUGUUGGUAAAGUUUUGUAGAACAUUUGGGAGGUCCUACCAGAAUAGUUAUUUCCUGCCACCACCGGUCUCUUUCUCUACGGCUCCCAAAGGGAGCAAAUACCAAGAAGCAGAGCACUGGUGUUAACCGGAGGCUCAGCUUCCAAACUGCUCCUUCCUCUUCUUUUCGGCUAUUUAAGGCAGAGCCUAACUUGUCACGGCUGUCAGUCAUGAUGGAUGCCUUCCCAGGAGUCUUAGGGUCAAAGCUAAGCUGCAUGAGCAUGAGAGACAGCGUCUCCUCCACAGCGGAGUCACCUAGAGACACACUUUGUGUCAGAAGCAGUCACCUGUUCCAGGGCUGGGGACAACUGUCAGAUCCCAAACCCUCUGUUUUACAAUUUCUCCUGGCCUCGUUCCCUGGCCAUGCCAUUCCCUUUGGCUUUGCCGUUAAAGCCCAGAUGUUCUUGAUGCCUUUCUGAAAAUCGCUUUGCCUCGGGUGAGAAGCAGGAUAGGUAUGAGGCAGGAGAAAAGCUACAAGAAAAAAGAAGGCAUCCGAUUAACCUCUAACCUCUGGGAGCGCGUGCUUGCCUUGGCGAGACGUUUUAAAUACAUAAAUUAUGAAUCCAUCACUCCCCACCACCACCACGAGAGUAAUACCUUCUUGUAUCAGACAGAGAGCUGCUCUGUCCUUGAUGCUUUAUACAUAAGAGCCACCAUCAAACAGCGGGACUCCAGAAAGGAGCAGCUACGACCUCCAGCCUGAGGAGCUGACUCUGACACACGCUAGGCCUCCCCCUUUCCUCUCUAACGUGCUCUGUCGUCCUGUUCAGCACAUAAGCAUGGCUGCUUAGGAGUCAGCUCAGCAGAUGCAGAAGGAAGCCUCAGGAACCCACCUCCCCUCAGCCUCCACUCCCGACCUCUACCCCCCAGCCCCCAACUCCCAC
Peromyscus leucopus (white-footed mouse) is the source of this 2135-nucleotide messenger RNA. It is a transcript of the gene Siah3, whose product is annotated as siah E3 ubiquitin protein ligase family member 3. The record is from RefSeq and is a predicted model, not a curated record. Gene Ontology annotation, biological process: proteasome-mediated ubiquitin-dependent protein catabolic process; multicellular organism development. The coding region runs from base 193 to 999 and encodes 268 amino acids. Gene Ontology annotation, molecular function: ubiquitin protein ligase activity; ubiquitin conjugating enzyme binding. Gene Ontology annotation, cellular component: cytoplasm. NCBI's taxonomy places the organism in Eukaryota, Metazoa, Chordata, Mammalia, Rodentia, Cricetidae. The transcript is spliced from 2 exons.